This is a messenger RNA of Colletotrichum godetiae, 1359 nucleotides long. Its product is annotated as FAD dependent oxidoreductase. The transcript is spliced from 3 exons. The coding region runs from base 1 to 1359 and encodes 452 amino acids. The record is from RefSeq and is a predicted model, not a curated record. Gene Ontology annotation, molecular function: flavin adenine dinucleotide binding; sarcosine oxidase activity; saccharopine oxidase activity. NCBI's taxonomy places the organism in Eukaryota, Fungi, Ascomycota, Sordariomycetes, Glomerellales, Glomerellaceae.
AUGACCGAUACCCCUCCUCUGUCAAAGGCCUCGAGCAUUGUCAUCGUGGGCGCUGGCACAUUUGGCAUCAGUACCACAUAUCAUCUUGCCAAGCGUGGAUACACCAACAUCAGAUGUCUCGAUCGUCAUCCCAUACCAAGUCUCGAUUCUGCAGGGUAUGACUUGAACAAGAUCAUCAGAACGGAAUACGACGAGCCGCUGUACACGGAAUUGGCGCUCGAGGCACUCCGUGCUUGGAGAGGUCGAGAAUGGGAUGGAAUCUUCCAUGAGACGGGACGCAUCGUGACAACGUUAGGGGACCCACUCGCAGAGAAGCACCUCAAAGACUCGUACGAGAAUCUCAAGAAGGCUGGUCAGGCUGACAGCCUUGAGCUGGUGGCGGGCAAAGAGCAGAUUGCCAAGCACGUCCCGCAGCUUCGCGACGCAGACGGCAUCGAAAAUUGGAAGGGCCUUUGGAACAGCCAAGGCGGCUGGGCUCAUGCAAAGAAGUCUCUAGAGAAAUGGGGCAAAGCAGCACAGGAUAUGGGCGUUGAGUUCAUAUCGGGAUCCAAUGGCACCAUGACUGGGUUGAGCGUCGAUAGUUCGGGCAAUCUUGACGGGAUCAAGGUUGCGUCUGGCGACGUUAUCCGCGGGAGUAGGUAUAUCCUCUGCACUGGAGCUGCAUCGCCCGAGGUACUACCUGAGUUAUCAAGGGAGAUGUGGACAAAGUGCUGGUCCUUGGCUCAUAUCGAGUUGAACGAUGAGGAGGUUGACCAGUGGAAGGGGAUUCCCGUCGUGGACAACUUUGAGCUGGGCUUCACAUUCGAGCCAGAUCCAGAAAUGAGUGGGUUACCCCGGCAAGUUGAGAAUGAGAUCUGCCUUUUAAUAACCCUCCCAGAGUGGAUGAAGAUCUGUGACGGAUCACCCGGUUAUCAGUACCGAGUCGGCACUUACACCAACUCCUCGGGUAAGGUGGAACACUACUCGAUCCCACGAUACGCCAGCGCACACCCCGAUGACGGAAUCCCCGAAGAAGCAGCCACGGCUAUCAACAGAUUUAUCGACACGGUAAUGCCGCAGUUCUCUGGUCGACCGCUGCUGGGUGCACGUGUCUGCUGGUGCACCGACUCACCUGACUCACACUGGCUCAUCGACAAUCACCCAAAACAUUCAUCGCUACUUCUGGCCACUGGAGACUCUGGUCAUGCUUUCAAGAUGUUCCCGAUCAUUGGUGACUACAUAUCAGAUGCUUUGGAGGGAAAAGAAAGAGGGCUGAGGAAAGAGUGGAAGUAUGGCAACAGAAAGUCGAAACCUGUCGCUACGAGGCCUGGCACGGAGGUGAAAGACCUCAGAGAUAUUAUGCACUUGGAAACUGCAUGA